UACGCAUGCGCAUUAUCCUUAUUUUAAAACAAGAACUCAGGGGCGCAUCAAGGCGGUAGCGGUGCAUGGACACCCUCUGCCGAGGAGAACCGGCCUCUGCGGUGUGAGGUCCAGCGCUUUGUGCCACCAACGCUCCUGUCAGGAGGACCUUGUCGGGCGUUGGUUGGCAGGGUCCCUGGUUGGUGGGUUCACUGCGACAAUGACAUCCACUGUGUUCACAGGCGGUGGAUAUAAGCUGGACACGGGGGGGAAGAUUGAUUUGGGCAAAGCCUCGUUAGCAGGAACGCCGGACUCCUUUAUCGGCCUGCGGCGGGAGCCGAGUGAAUACGCUGUUGGCGUCCCGAACGUCCUGGGGAACAUCCACAACAGCAGUAGCCAGCAGCACCAGGGAAAAAUUAAGCCGGGGAUGCCAGGGCCGGGACAGCUUGCCUGCAGACCGGGACAGAACCUUGGGCUUGGGUCGGGGCAGGAGGAGAACUGGGUGCGCUUUGGGACCCAAGCUCCCCAGGGCAAACCGAUGGGUGGCGAAAGCACCAUGCCUGGCAACGCUAAUACACUACUAGCGCAGGCAAACGGUGGUACGGGUAAGAUGGACACGGUGUCUCUCAACACUAUGAAACAGCCCCGGGAGAAUGCGGCGGGCGGCGGGGAGGUCAGAGGGUCGGUCUCAGCUGCAGCCGCGGGGGCGCCGUCAUCAGAACCAGGUCCUGAGGGCAAACGAAGGAAAGGACCCAGUCACUCCACAACACAGACCAGCUGUAUACGUCAGAUUCUCCUACUACAGCUGGAGCUCAUUGAACAGCAGCAGCAGCAGCUCCAGUCCAAGAGCCAGGAGAUAGAUGACCUCAGAGCCGAGAAGGAAACGCUCCUGGCUCGGAUCGAGCGUAUGGAGCGCCGCCUGCAGCUGGGUAAGAAGGAUGUGUGUGACCAACACACCACCCGUGCCCCCAGCCGGCAGGAAGACCAGGAAGCAGCACCGGGGACUCCUGAGAGGCAGGGGGCGUCUGACGGCCACAGCGGCCAUGCCCCCCGAACUCUGCCUUUUGGCAGGGGAGGCAAAGGCCACAAACGGCGGUUCCUCUUCCAGGACCCCAGGACAGCCAGACGACGGGCCCAGGCCAAGGCUUCGCAGUCCCCACAAAAGGAGGGCCUCCUUCCCAAAGAGGAGCCUCUGGACGAAGCAGAGUUUUCAGAUGGGUCAACUGGAACUAGCUCGGUCACCACCGAGGACCUGGACUACUUGUCUACCACAGACAUGUACCUGUGUCGCUGGCACGAGCCCCCCCCCUCUCCAACGUGGCGAGAGCCCUCGCCCAAGAAGGAGGAGCCUGUGGCCAUUCCAUCGUGGAAAGAGAACUUUAUGGAGCCUCUGGGAGAGGACGAGGCAUUUGACAUCCCUGAGAACCUAGAUGACAACGUCUUCCUGAAGCGCCACUCGAAGCACGAGCUGGAUGAGAAGAGGAGGAAAAGAUGGGACAUCCAGCGGAUCCGUGAGCAGCGGAUGUUCCAGAGGCUACAGCAGCGCAUGAACAAGAGGAAGGGCAUCCAGGAGAGUGUACCUGAGGUGUUCUCUUUUUACCCCGACGCUGAGGACGCGGAGUCCCUCAUGAUCACGCCCUACCUCCCAGUGGCGGCGUUUGGCCGACCUCUGCCAAAAUUGACGAGAAGGAGCUUCGACUUGCCCUGGCUGGAUGAGCGGAGCCGCUGCCGGGUAGAGGUGCCCAAGAAACACACCCCCCACCGGACCUGCCGAAAAUAAAUCUGUCCUCCUUAGGAUACCCCAGUUGGCUUAAAGCCUGGCGGCACUCCUGUGUGAGAGCCUGCUUGUUGUUACUUGGGAGAACAACACUCAUGGGGUGGGGAAACUGCAUGCCACAAUCCCCUAGCAUCCAAAGGUGUGCCAUGCCAUAGUUUGCACAUUGUUGGAAUGCAAACAGAUCCUUUUGUUGGUUCAAUCAUUGGGGUGAGGUUGAUGUGGACUAGCUGGAGGAGCAGAGGACAUAUUUGGUGAUGUUCCCAGAUUUUCUGUUUUUUGAGGAUGAUUCCUCGUUGCCACUACCCAAAAUAUCCCCAAACAAACGGGCUGAUGUUCUCCAAACUGUUCAUAUUAUCGUUCACAUUGACAUGCAUCGUAUUUGAACAGCGCAGAAUGUAGCUGUCUCCCAUCUGUCUGUGAUUGCCGUUGCAUACUACAGAAAGGAGAUCUGUCUGAGAGAAAAAUGACUUUAUGAUGAAGCUGGAAUGUGUUGAAAGUGCUUUCAGCAGCAUUUAUGGUUUGUUGCGAAGAUGUUAAUGUAAUAAUAAUAAUAAUAAAACGCUUUCUGACCAUUAA
Messenger RNA from Esox lucius (northern pike), 2332 nucleotides. It is a transcript of the gene msl1a, whose product is annotated as MSL complex subunit 1a. Gene Ontology annotation, cellular component: MSL complex. The transcript has 9 exons. Lineage: Eukaryota; Metazoa; Chordata; Actinopteri; Esociformes; Esocidae. The coding region runs from base 200 to 1759 and encodes 519 amino acids. The record is from RefSeq and is a predicted model, not a curated record.